Molecule: messenger RNA, 1748 nt
Organism: Penaeus vannamei (Pacific white shrimp)
Lineage: Eukaryota; Metazoa; Arthropoda; Malacostraca; Decapoda; Penaeidae
Source: RefSeq, a predicted model, not a curated record
ACUUCGGCGCCGGAGCGGAGUCCGGGCGCCACUCCGCUGAGCCUCACUCCGAACUACACCUUCCUCCUGUCUCUCGUCGACUCGGAGAACCGCACCGUCGACGCCAACGCCACGAGCAGCGACGCCAACCUGUCGGCGAUAGAGACCAACAUCCUGUCGUACCCGACCACGCAGGCCAUCUUCUACAUCGAGUACAUGACCAUCUUCCUCCUGGGCGUGUUCGGCAACUGCCUCGUGUGCUACGUCGUUUUCCGCAACAAGGCCAUGCAGAACGUGACCAACUUCUUCAUCACCAACCUGGCCCUCGCCGACAUCCUGCUGUGCGUGCUGGCCGUGCCCUUCACGCCGCUCUACACCUUCAUGGAGGAGUGGCUCUUCGGCAGGAUCCUGUGCCACCUGGUGACCAUGGCGCAGGGCACCAGCGUGUACGUGUCCACGCUGACGCUCAUGUCCAUCGCCAUCGACCGGUUCUUCGUGAUCAUCUACCCGUUCCGGCCUCGGCUCCGCGUGCCCAUCUGCUACCUGAUCAUCGUGUCCAUCUGGCUCUUCUCCAUCUCGGCCACGCUGCCCUACGCGCUGUUCGUGCGCCAGGUCGAGUACCAGGACCGCUUCUACUGCGAGGAGCUGUGGCCCUCGGAGUCCAUCCGGCAGGUGUUCAGCCUGUUCACCGCCAUCAUGCAGUUCGUGGUGCCGUUCAUCAUCAUCCUGUACUGCUACGUGAAGAUCUCGAUCCGCAUGAACGAGAGAGUGAAGGCCAAGCCGGGCAGCAAGAGCUCGCGCAAGGAGGAGGCCGACCGCGAGCGGAAGCGCCGCACCAACCGCAUGCUCAUCGCCAUGGUCACCAUCUUCGGCGUCUCGUGGCUGCCCAUGAACGUCGUCCACCUCGUCGGCGACUACUACGCCCCCGCCAGCACCUGGGACUACUACAACCUUUGUUUUUUCAUCACGCACGUCGUGGCCAUGUCGUCCACCUGCUACAACCCCUUCCUGUACGCCUGGCUCAACGAGAACUUCCGCAAGGAGUUCCAGCUGGUGCUGCCGUGCUUCCAGCAGGCGCCCUCCACCGACCGCGUGGGCCACUGGCGCUCCGAGCGGACCUGCAACGGCAACGACACCCAGCAGGAGACCUUGCUCGCCUCGGGCGCCGCAGCGGGAGGGGCGAGCGCGGGGCGGCCGCCGCUCAGGAGCCAGCAAUCCUGCGCCAACGAGAGCCCCACGAGCAAGGCCCAAGCCACCCUGGAGGCCCACCCGCUGACCACCUUCAUCGAGGUCCCGCCGCACGCCAACGACGGCGCGCACGACCAGGCCGUCGAGCCGCUGGUCAACGGCGAGGCCUCCGAGUACGUGUGAACGUAAGUAGGGAACGGCCUGCUCGCACGCCUUCUCGUCCUCUCGUUCGUGCAAUUCCCACAUGCUCGCUCUUGCAAUGCCUGAGGGUAACACGAGCGACGUAUACACACAAAUUGCAUCUAUUCAGGGAGUGAAUGGGGAACGUCACUGAGAUAUAAUCAGGCAACUUGUGAAAUACAAUUAAUUGACGAAAAUGAUGUAUGGGUUUUGUAAUAUAUGUCACGCAAGUUGUAAGAAAGGUUCAAAGGCAACUUCUUGCGCCGAAAAAACAGACUUUUUACUUCCGACCGCGAAGGCUUCUCCAAAACCCGAGAAGGAAAAUUGUCAAAAUUACUUUCCUCAACAAAGAAACGUAUGAGACUUUACAUCGAAUAACGGAUAACUAUAUAUACAUACCA